Molecule: messenger RNA, 718 nt
Organism: Melanotaenia boesemani (Boeseman's rainbowfish)
Lineage: Eukaryota; Metazoa; Chordata; Actinopteri; Atheriniformes; Melanotaeniidae
Product: 1,2-dihydroxy-3-keto-5-methylthiopentene dioxygenase-like
Exons: 4
Coding region: 102-641 (179 amino acids)
Molecular function (GO): acireductone dioxygenase [iron(II)-requiring] activity
Source: RefSeq, a predicted model, not a curated record
UGAAGAGUACGUCUCCUCGGAGUGUGUUUACAAGUGUUCAGUUCCCCCCUCGGAGUGUUUUCGUUCCUCCAGAAGUCCCAGCUCCAGCGGUCCGGUCCAGUAUGGGUUUAGAAGCCUGGUACAUUGACAGUUCUGACGAGGACCAGAGGAAGCCGCACCGGUUGAACCCCAACCAGCCUGUUUCCCUGGACCAGUUAAAGAAACUCGGAGUUUUUUACUGGAAGCUGAACGCUGACAUCUAUGAAACGGACCCGGAGCUGGAGCAGAUUCGGAAGAACCAGGGUUACACCUACAUGGACAUCAUUACAAUUCAUAAGGACACGCUGCCCAACUUUGAGGAGAAGCUGAAGAUGUUCUUCGAGGAGCAUUUACAUCUAGAUGACGAGAUCCGCUACAUCCUGGACGGCCAGGCCUACUUCGACGUCAGGGAUAAGGAGGACCGGUGGAUUCGGAUUGCCAUGAGUAAGGGAGACCUGAUCACCCUGCCGGCCGGCAUCUACCACCGCUUCACCCUGGACGAGACGAACUACACUAAAGCCAUGCGGCUGUUUGUGGGUGAGCCGGUGUGGAAGGCGUACAACAGGCCGGCCGACGACCUGGACGUCCGGCACACGUACAUGGCUUCUCUGCAGGGAUCCUGACAUUUUAAUCUGACCACUGAAAACUUAAAAUAAAACUCUAAUGUCACUGCUGAGAUUACAGUAGAUUCAUAAGUAGA